This is a messenger RNA of Strigops habroptila (Kakapo), 3879 nucleotides long. RefSeq names its product ryanodine receptor 1-like. Gene Ontology annotation, molecular function: ryanodine-sensitive calcium-release channel activity. Gene Ontology annotation, biological process: calcium ion transmembrane transport. Gene Ontology annotation, cellular component: sarcolemma; sarcoplasmic reticulum membrane; calcium channel complex. The record is from RefSeq and is a predicted model, not a curated record. NCBI's taxonomy places the organism in Eukaryota, Metazoa, Chordata, Aves, Psittaciformes, Psittacidae.
AACAUCCUGCCCAUCUCGGCCGCCAUGUUCAGCAGCGAGCGGCACAACCCGGAGCCGCAGUGUCCGCCCCGCCUGGGGCUGCAGGUCCUGGCGCCCGUCACCUGGAGCCGCCUCCCCAACGAGAGCCUCAGCGUGGAGACCACGCGCCUGGGGGAGCGCCUGGGCUGGGCCGUGGAGUGCUCCGAGCCCCGCGUCAUGAUGGCGCUGCACAUCCCCGAGGAGAACAGGUGCAUGGACAUCAUGGAGCUGUCGGAGGAGCUGGAGCUGCAGCGCUUCCAGCAGCACACGCUGAAGCUCUACUGCGCCGUGUGCGCGCUGGGCAACAACCGGGUGGCCCACGCGCUCUGCAGCCACGUGGACCAGGCGCAGCUCCUCUUCGCCAUCGAGAGCCCGGAGCUCCCGGGGCCCCUCCGCGCCGGUUACUACGACCUGCUCCUGGCCAUGCACCUCGACGCCGCCCAACGCGCCUGCUCCUCCAUGAGCGCCGAGUUCAUCAUCCCCAUGACCGAGGCCACCAAGAGCAUCACCCUGUUCCCCAGCGGCGGGCGCGCGCCCGGUCCCCCCGGCGUGGGACCCAGCGCCUGCCUCCGGCCCCGGCCCCACUUUGCUGAUCCCUGUUUUAUCCUGGCUCCCGGCAAUGGGAGGGCGCAGCUGAGCCCCAGUAUCCCCUUGGAAGAGCUGGGAGCUCGAGCCAUCAAGAUGUUGGCCGAGGCGGUGGCCGGGGGGGGACCGCACGCCCGGGACCCGGUGGGAGGCAGCGUGGAAUAUCAACUGGUGCCGGUGCUCAAACUGGUGUCGGCGCUGUUGGCCGUGGGAGCGCUGGAGGAUGAGGAUGUGAGGAAGGUCCUGAGGAUGAUCGACCCCAGGGUCUUCGGGGAGAAGGAGGAGGAGGAAGAGAAAGAGAAGGAGGAGAAGGAGAAAGAGGAAGAGGAGAAAGAGGAGGAGGAGAAGGAGGAGGAAGACGAGAAGGAGAAGGGAGAGAAGGAGGAGGAGGAGAAGGAGAAGGAGGAGGAAGAGGAAGGGCUGGAGGAAGGGCUGCUGCAGAUGAAGCUGCCUGAGUCGGUCAAGCUGCAGAUGUGCGAGCUGCUGCAGUACUUCUGCUCGCGGGAGCUGCAGCACCGCGUGGAGGCGCUGGUGGCGUUCUCGGAGCGCCACGUCCAGCGGCUGCAGCGCGACCAGCGGCGCCGCUACGGGCGCCUCAUGCGGGCGCUCACCAUGACGGCGGCGGAGACCGCGCGGCGCACCCGCGAGUUCCGCUCCCCGCCGCAGGAGCAGGUGAACAUGCUGCUGCACUACAAGGACGGGGUGGACGAGGAGGAGUGUCCGGUGCCCGAGGACAUCCGCGACGAGCUCCUGGACUUCCACAACGACCUCCUGGCCCAUUGCGGCAUCGAGCUGCCCGAGGAGGAGGAGGAGGAGGAAGAGGAGGCGUCGCUGCGGCAGCGGCUGCUGGGGCUGGUGCAGAAGGUGGUCGGGCUCCGUGGGACCACCAAGGAGGAGGAGCCCCCCCCCGAGGAGCCACCGGCGCCCAGCUCCCUGCAGGAGCUCAUCUCGCAGACCAUGGUGCACUGGGCGCAGGAGGCGUUCAUCCAGAGCCCGGAGCUGGUGCGGGCCAUGUUCAGCCUCCUGCACCGGCAGUACGACGCGCUGGGCGAGCUGGUGCGGGCGCUGCCGCGCGCCUACACCCUGAGCAGCCGCUCGGUGCCCGACGCCGUCGCCCUCCUCGAGAGCCUCAGCCAGAUCCGCUCCCUGCUCAUCGUGCAGAUGGGCCCCGAGGAGGAGAACCUGCUCAUCCAGAGCAUCGGGAACAUCAUGAACAACAAGGUGUUCUACCAGCACCCCAACCUGAUGCGGGCGCUGGGGAUGCACGAGACCGUCAUGCAGGUCAUGGUCAGCGUGCUGGGGGGCGGCGAGUCCAAGGAGAUCCGCUUCCCGAAGAUGGUGACGAGCUGCUGCCGGUUCCUGUGUUACUUCUGCCGCAUCAGCCGCCAGAACCAGCGCUCCAUGUUCGACCACCUCGGCUACCUGCUGGAGAACAGCAGCAUCGGCCUGGGCAUGCGGGGUUCCACCCCCCUGGACGUGGCGGCCGCCUCCGUCAUUGACAACAACGAGCUGGCGCUGGCGCUGAAGGAGCAGGACCUGGAGAAGGUGGUGACGUACCUGGCGGGCUGCGGGCUGCAGAGCUGCCCCAUGCUGCUGUCCAAGGGGUACCCCGACAUCGGGUGGAACCCCUGCGGGGGGGAGCGCUACCUCGACUUCCUGCGCUUCGCCGUCUUCGUCAAUGGGGAGAGCGUGGAGGAGAACGCCAACGUGGUGGUGCGGCUGCUGAUCCGGCGCCCCGAGUGCUUCGGGCCGGCGCUGCGGGGCGAGGGCGGCUGCGGGCUGCUGGCCGCCAUCCAGGAGGCCAUGGGCAUCGCGCAGGAUCCGGCCCGCGAUGGGCCCAGCGUCCGCCGGGAACGCCGCAGGGAGCCGUUUGGGGGUGAGGAACCCCCCGAGGAGAACCGGGUGCAUUUGGGCAACGCCAUCAUGUCCUUCUAUGCCGCCCUCAUCGACCUGCUGGGCCGCUGCGCCCCCGAGAUGCAUCUGAUCCAGGCGGGAAAGGGGGAAGCGCUGCGGAUCCGGGCGAUCCUGCGCUCCCUGGUGCCGCUGGAGGACCUGGUGGGGAUCAUCAGCCUCCCCCUGCAGCUGCCCACCCUGGGGAAAGACGGGGGGGUGGUGGAGCCGCGCCUGGCCGCCAGCUUCGUGCCCGAGCACAAGGCGCCGAUGGUGCUGUUCCUGGACCGCGUCUAUGGGGUGGAGACGCAGGAGCUGCUGCUGCACGUGCUGGACGUGGGCUUCCUGCCCGACAUGCGCGCGGCCGCCUCGCUCGACACCGCCACAUUCAGCACGACGGAGAUGGCGCUGGCGCUGAACCGGUACCUGAGCCAGGCGGUGCUGCCGCUGCUGACCAAGUGCGCGCCGCUGUUCGCGGGCACCGAGCACCGCGCCGGCCUGGUGGACUCCACGCUGCACACCAUCUACCGGCUGUCCCGCGGCAGGGCCCUCACCAAGGCCCAGCGCGACCUCAUCGACGAGUGCCUCAUGGCGCUGUGCCGGUACAUCCGUCCCUCCAUGCUGCAGCAUCUCCUGCGCCGCCUGGUCUUCGACGUGCCCAUCCUCAAUGAGUUCUCCAAGAUGCCGCUGAAGCUGCUGACCAAUCACUAUGAGCGGUGUUGGAAGUACUACUGCCUGCCCAGCGGGUGGCCCAACCACGGCGUGAGCUCCGAGGAGGAGCUGCACCUCACCAGGAAGCUCUUCUGGGGCAUCUUCCAGUCCCUCGCGCACAAGCGCUUCGACGCGGAGCUGUCCCGCCUGGCCAUGCCGUGCCUCUGCGCCAUCGCCGGCGCCCUCCCGCCCGACUACGCCGACGCCAGCUACUCCUCCCGCACCGAGAAGAAGGCGGCCGUGGACGCCGAGGGCAACUUCGACCCGAAGCCCGUGGAGACCCUCAAUGUCAUCAUCCCUGAGAAGCUCGAUGGGUUCAUCAACAAGUACGCGGAGUUCACCCAUGAGAAGUGGGCCUUCGACAAGAUCCAGAACAACUGGUCCUUUGGGGAGACGGUGGAUGAAGAGGCCAAGACCCACCCCAUGCUGCGCCCAUACAAAACCUUCUCUGAGAAGGACAAGGAGAUCUACCGGUGGCCCAUCAAGGAGUCCCUCAAGGCGAUGCUGGCCUGGGAGUGGACGGUGGAGAAGGCCCGGGAGGGAGAGGAGGACAAGGUGGAGAAGAAGAAGACCCGAAAGAUCUCCCAGUCUGCCCAGGCCACCUACGACCCCAGUCACGGCUACAGCCCCCAGCCCGUGGACCUGUCGGGGGUCACGCUGUCCCGGGAGCUGCAG